AACAUCCCAAUUGCACCAACUUUAUGUUUCUUGUGGAGUUGCAGCUGACUGUAGUAGUAACAGUUGGUUUCUGGGUUUUGACAAAGAGAACAGACAGCUGCUGCAGCAGUGUCCAUUUGUUUUACUUGAAGACCUGGUGUAAACAUAAUGUGAUAUGAAUGUUUUUUUCCUGCAGGUUGCAGUGUUUGGUUUACUGUCCAUUGAGCAGAAGGCUCAGUUCAUCUUGCAGCCGGAUACAGGAGUGUUGGAAAAUGACUUAGUGAUUAGAGAGGUGUUUAGCAGUAUGAUCGCAUCUUUUGAUCUCAAUCAACUUGGCAUGUUCUUCACAAACUUCAGCCAGACUGCAAAACAAAUGAACCUCACUAGCAUUCCUUCAGCAAUUUCAGACACCAUUCUGAACAUAACACUCUUAGAUCUGGUGCCUCACUUCCAACAUUUCAGCCCAGAGGACUUUGCCCUGUGGUUCCAUAAUUACCUUUCCAUCUUACUUCCUGGUAUUGGUUCAAACACCCUGUCGAUCAUCCCCAUGACCAUCGGCUGUGAAUCCUACAGAGAGAUAGUGAAAGGACUUGAUAAUGUGUACCGUGACCUCUCUGCAACACAGUCCAUCACUGUUUUCAAUUACAUACAAGACUAUCUCAAGUACCAGUCCAGCCAAGGCCUGAGUUGCUAUGGUGGUGGAAGCUUUUACAUGUUCCUGAAACAGUUGUUCCUCAGUUUUGGAUUCCCUGACCUAAUAGACUUCCUGUCUCUUAUCCCAGAUGACCGACAGACAGAGCUCUUGAGCUCCAUCUCUCCAGAAGAACUUGGUGAGUUUCUGAACAGACCGAACACAGUUGUUAAUGGUUCCCAGCUCUGCACACUACUUGACAAGUACAGUAGGACCAAUCAGUACCUGGAGAUGGAGCCUGUUUUGUCCUCAGUUCUGGCCAGCCAAACAUUGGAGUGUGUGUGGCCUCGUGCUCUCAGUGCCUCAACUCAGGCUGAUGUAGAACAGUGGUUUAAUGUUAUACUGGUUCACUACCUGCCCUACCUCAGAUCUCAGCUCAUCAGCUCCACCCAGCUCAGUGGUGCCUCUUGUCUGUCAUACAGGAAACUGGUGUCUAUCCUGGGGGACAACUUUAAUUUUUCUGCAGCUGAUUUCUCCCCAGCUGAUGUGUACAGCUCUAUAAAAGUGUAUCUGAGAAGUGGCAGUAAGAAUAACUACAUUUUUCUUGUUUCUUUUUUCUAGUUCUCUCUGUACAAGCAUUUCCUUUGUUUGUGUGUGCACUACAUGGGUGUCUCAACAUGUGAUUGUGUAUUUUGCAGAUGCCAGCCCCCGCUGCUAUAACUCCUCAGAUCCUUUUCUGAACUCCACUGCCUGGUUUGCAGACAACAUUGGAUUCUUCAUCACCUUCAUCACCCUCAGUGAUCUACAAUCCUUUC
Messenger RNA from Silurus meridionalis, 1425 nucleotides. RefSeq lists its product as uncharacterized. NCBI's taxonomy places the organism in Eukaryota, Metazoa, Chordata, Actinopteri, Siluriformes, Siluridae. The record is from RefSeq and is a predicted model, not a curated record. Bases 155 to 1231 code for a protein of 358 amino acids. The transcript is spliced from 7 exons.